AUGGCACACACGGAAAUGGCACACACGGAACUGAACAGUAUGGACACAAAAAUAGCAAAGAUCGACACGAAACUUGAAAAUAUGAACACGAAACAGGAAAACAUGAACACGAAAAUAGAGAACUUGCACGCGAACGUGGAAGCGAAGUUCGAAGCGAUCAAUAAUGAAGUGAGAGGAAUGAAAAUGAGUUUAAAUGAAGUAAAAGAUGGCUUUGAUCAUUGGGAAGAAGCAGUACUUGAAAAGAUAGAGAGCAAAAAAAGAAAGCACGACGAAAUCACAAGAGAUGUAAGUGGCACAGCGAGUGGCGGGAGAGAAAAUCAACAUAUAUUUGUUGCUGGUGGUGUGGGGACAAACUCGGUAGAAAUAUUUAACAACCGUCAGAGAUUGUGGUCUUUAUUAAAGCUCAUGCCAGGGAAUCGUUGCGGCGCAUCUUCAUUUGUUUACAAUAAUCAUGUGACUGUAGCGGGAGGUUGGUAUCGUGCUGCUGUAGAUAACAUGAUCCGAAUGAACAUUCCCCCAGUCCCUGAUCUCGCAAUUUUCUGGAGUGAUUUUGCUGCCAAACUCCCUGCAAAGAUGCAUGCACACAGCAGUGUGGUGUACAAGGAUAGCUUGUUGGUUACUGGAGGUUAUAACGCAGAUCAAGGUGUCUACUCCGACUGUAUUCACGAAGUUCAACUUAAACCACCUCACACUGUUAAACAGGUAUUCAAGAUGCUUGAACCAAGAGUUCGUCACAGCACAGUACUGUGUGAUGAUAGUAUUUUGAUCGUUGGGGGAAAGAAAUCAUGGGACUGCGAAGACAACCUCAGCAGUGUGUUAAGCUAUAACAUCAAGAAGAAUGAAUGUCAACAGUUACCUGCGCUUCCCUAUCCAGUGAGUGAAAUGGCGACAGUGAAGUAG
This is a messenger RNA of Paramuricea clavata, 900 nucleotides long. Lineage: Eukaryota; Metazoa; Cnidaria; Anthozoa; Malacalcyonacea; Plexauridae. The record is from the annotation of a GenBank genome assembly.